Messenger RNA from Cherax quadricarinatus, 2540 nucleotides. It is a transcript of the gene Scsalpha1, whose product is annotated as Succinyl-coenzyme A synthetase alpha subunit 1. Gene Ontology annotation, cellular component: mitochondrion; succinate-CoA ligase complex (ADP-forming). The record is from RefSeq and is a predicted model, not a curated record. Lineage: Eukaryota; Metazoa; Arthropoda; Malacostraca; Decapoda; Parastacidae. Gene Ontology annotation, molecular function: succinate-CoA ligase (GDP-forming) activity; succinate-CoA ligase (ADP-forming) activity. Gene Ontology annotation, biological process: tricarboxylic acid cycle.
ACCAGCUGAUGAUGACGUCACGACGCAGCUGAUGACGUCACGACGCAGCUGAUGACGUCACCACCCAGCUGAUGAUGACGUCACAACCACAACACUGGGAAAAUGGCUGCCACCGUCCGUGUUCUCGCCCGCAUCACCGGUCUUAAUCCAGUUGCAACCAGGUCUUGCUACACAGUGACACGGCCCAACAUAGCAGUCAAUGAGACUACUAAAGUCAUAUGUCAGGGUUUUACUGGCAAGCAAGGAACUUUUCAUUCACGCCAAGCAAUUGAAUAUGGCACUCUCAUGGUGGGGGGAGUGUCACCAGGCAAGGGUGGCAAGAAACAUCUCAAUUUGCCAGUGUUCAACACUGUUGCCGAAGCCAAAGCCGCCACUGAUGCUGAUGCAACAGUGAUCUAUGUGCCACCCCCUGGUGCUGCUAAGGCAAUAUUGGAAGCUGUUGAAGCAGAAAUAGGUCUUAUUGUGUGCAUCACAGAAGGCAUCCCACAGCAGGACAUGGUCAAGGUCAAACAUGCUCUCCUCCGUCAGAAUAAAAGCCGAUUGAUUGGUCCUAAUUGCCCAGGAAUCAUAGCUCCUGAAAAGUGUAAGAUUGGUAUUAUGCCUGGACACAUUCACAAAAGGGGCUGCAUCGGCAUAGUGUCAAGAUCAGGCACGCUUACUUAUGAAGCAGUUCAUCAAACCACCAUUGUGGGCCUUGGACAAACGCUAUGUAUUGGAAUUGGUGGUGAUCCCUUCAAUGGUACAAAUUUUAUUGACUGUCUAGAAACCUUCAUUAGGUGCCCAGACACAAAAGGAAUAAUUCUGAUUGGAGAAAUUGGUGGUGGUGCUGAGGAAGCUGCUGCAGAGUACUUAAAACAACACAAUUCUGGACCAGAUGCCAAACCAGUAGUGUCAUUCAUUGCUGGGUUAACAGCACCCCCUGGUCGUCGCAUGGGACAUGCUGGUGCCAUCAUUUCUGGUGGGAAGGGUGGAGCCAUUGAUAAGAUUAAAGCCCUGGAAUGUGCUGGUGUUGUUGUAUCCAGGAGUCCUGCACAAAUGGGUAACAUGUUGUUAGAAGAAAUGAAACGGUUAGGGUUGACUGCAUAAGGCGUAAGUGCUGACGUGGCUCAUUGACUUGACGUGUUCUCAUUAAUAUGUCUUAAUAAAUUCUUGAAAAGUUGAGAAAUAAUUAUUUAGAGGUUAUUGUUUCAUGCUCGUGUUCUUGAUUCUUGCAGUCAAGAAUUAGCGACUACAUGUAAAAAUGGCUACUUUUCUUAUCAAGACUGUGUCCAAUAGUUGGACUUUUUGCUUGGGUUUGUCAUAAAUUUAGAACCAGUGACUAUAAUAAAUUGUGUAACUGUACUGUUGAAUGUUUGCCUGUUAAGCUGGAAAAAUACAUGGUUAAUAUUAUUUCUGUAACUUAUUACAGUGCACUACAUAUAGGUAUAACUAAAUGCUAAUCCAGAGAUUUUUUAAUUAAAAACUAUAUGAGGUAUCUUUUCUUGUAAAAUCCUUUUAAAUUUAUUUAAAUUUUGCUAGAAAUCUCAAAUUCUGUAAAAAUCAUUAUUCAUCUUUAUUACUCAUGUUUAUUGUGUACAUGUUGCUACCUAAUAUAAAAGUGUAAAUACUGUAUGUCUAAAGGUUUUUAUUGGAAAAUGUACUUUAUUCUGUUUUAAAUAGUUUUAAGAAAUAAAGUACAUGUUCUUAUGAUGAUUUUUUACUAAUCAAAAUACUCAGGUUGAAUUGCUCUUGAUUCUGCUUCUAUUACUGAUAUGAAAAACCAUUUCUUAACAUACAGUAUCAUUGCUUAUUUUACUUGUUAAAUUCCUUAAUUUUUUUUAUUCAUCAUUUCUGUGCUAAUCCAUAUUUUCACAGGGUAGGGUUCUUUUUAAUAACAUGCUCCAAUGUAGUAAAAUUUUCUUAAAUUGUAAAAUCUAAACUAGUUGAAUUUGGUGUACAGAGUUCAAAAUAUUUUAAUUCUUGCACCCUUCUAGGGAGGUGCCUUAAUGCCAGUGAAGGGCUCUUUUUUCAAAGAAUUGAAAUACCCUUCCUUUUCUUGGAUCAAAUCUGAUUGCUUUGCAUUCCCAAGGCACUUUGAUCCCCAUGAAAUUGCAAAAAAAUACAUCUCUUGGGCAGUUGCCUUUUCUUCAUGGAAGAAUUACUUGCUUUAAUGCCUUAGUUCUACUGGCAAAAAUUACUCAUGUCUGGGAAGAAAUUGCUUAGAAUACUUUAAAGGUUGCUCCCAGCCUGGUUGAUCAGACUGAUCCACUGCGAGGCCUGGUCAUGGACUGGGCCGCGGGAGUGUUGACCCCCGAAACACUCUCCAGGUAUGUAUUUGCAGUAUACAAAAAUGCAUAUACUGUACAGGGUACUCCACUUCUUUUCUUUGAGUAGAAGUUGGAGUGUGAGCAUAACUUUUAUGAAGGGAAACUGGUUAGUCAGGCUGAAGUCCUGGAAGUGAACAGAGCAGUGCCUGCACUCUGAAGGAGGGGUGGUUGUUGUAGUCAGAGGGUAAUUGAAUUUCUGGAAAGUGGGCAAUUAAAUAAACAGUGAUGAAUGCA